Messenger RNA from Toxotes jaculatrix (banded archerfish), 2075 nucleotides. RefSeq names its product transmembrane protein 125. The coding region runs from base 469 to 1167 and encodes 232 amino acids. The record is from RefSeq and is a predicted model, not a curated record. Lineage: Eukaryota; Metazoa; Chordata; Actinopteri; Toxotidae. The transcript has 2 exons.
CGACCGGAGGUACUGAGACUUUGUAACCGUAGGGUAUACACUGGUUGGGAAUUAGGAUUUAAGACGGACAGGGCAGCACGGCGCAGAAUAGGAGACCGAGUCUGAACUGAGCGCACAGGUGACUGCUGCCACUCUGCAAAACCAAACUGGAAAUUCUGGGGAUGUUUGCAUUCUUUGCUUUGAGCAAUAAGCAUAAGCAAGAGCCCCACACUGACUUGUGAACUAUACUGUGGAACCUUUUUAUACAGACCAGGGCAGAUAAAACUACAAUAGACUGAGCUCAGUCAAGUGUUUUAGGACAUUUGGUGCAUAACGCUCAAGGAGCAACUUCCCUAAAAUUCCUGGAAUCUUGGGCAGGUCCUUAAACACUGGUGGUAGUCAUUGGUAAAUGAAAUAAGGACUGAAAGAGUCUUUCCUGGAUUACGUGGUGGUGGCGUCCCUAUUUAGCAGGCUGGGAGUGGCUUUGGGAUGCCUGAACUGGAUAACUUUCCCCCCUUGAGGGGUCCCAGAGGCCCUGACCUGGGCCUAAAUGGACCAGCAGACCCAGCUCAAAUUCAGCACAGCAUCCUUGAGGAGCAGGUGGAGCUGUGGUGGUUCCGAGAUCCUGGGAAGUCUCUGCUCUGCUACUGUGUGGCUGUACUUCUAAUCCUGGGCUGUGGGCUGGGAGGUGUUGGACUUCUCUCCACCACCACCAGCGUCUCAAGCGAAUGGCGGCUGGGCGCAGGCACAGCCCUCUGUCUACUAGCCCUGGGAGUCCUGCUCAAACAACUGCUCAGCUCGGCUGUGCAGGACAUGAAUUGCGUUCGAAGCCGUCAGCGGAUUGACAUGCUAAAAAGUGGCGGUUUAUCAGACCUCCUUGUGGUUUUGUUUACCGGGCUGUCACUAUUGAUUUGUGGAGGGGUUCUACUACAUCUGGCCCUGGUUAACCACAUGCCGAAGCCUGGUCAAGCCCUCAAUGACAUGUACAUCUCUGGAGUGGUCAUGCUGGCUGGAGGGGGGGCUGCAGUUGUGGGUGUUGGGAUAUACUCUGUUGUGGUGAUUACGCUUGAGAGGACAAGGCAUGGACGAAGGUUGGUGGACCGGGUUUUGAAUAUCUUCACUGUUUCUGGGCACAUGGACCGCCAGGCUCGCAGAGAGACUACCUCCAGUCUGGCUAACCUCAUAUGAAAUAUAACCACACUAAGACUGUGUAUUUUGGCCCCUUGCUCUUAAUGUCAGGAACAUUUAGCCCACACAUUACAAAAAAUCCAAUCAAAACAAGAUUCACUCCUUACAUGCUUCAACUUUGUCACCAGCUGAUCAGACUGUGACAAAAUGAUUGAAUGUGUAAUAUCUGCUAGGUGAAGAUGCACACACACACACACACACACACACAUACACAUACAGUGCUGCACACAGAAAAAUUGAUUACUACAUGGCAAUGCGAUUGACUGGCGACCAGUCCAGGGCGUACCCUGCCUCUCGCCUGUAGUCAGCUGGGAUAGGCUCCAGCUCCCCUGCGACCUUGACGGAUAAAGCGGUAUAGAAAUUGGAUGGAUGGAUGGCAAUGCUCACAAUGCAGCUGAGAGUGUCCCAGUUCAGGGGACGGUGGCUUGUACUUUACAUGUGAGGGGUAUUUAAAAGUUAAAAGUUUUACACAAUGUAAAUCAUCCACCAUUGCCAAAAAAUGCCAAAAAAAAAUUGGUGCCUGUGGCAGAGGCAGUGUUAGUAUGCAGGUCACAAGCACAAAAGCAUGCAAAACAAGAGCAUAAAAAGUAGAUCUGAUUGGUAUUUAGGGAGAUUCAGUCAAUUGAAAAGCACAUUUUUGUCAGGCAUGGCAACUUUUGAUGUUAUUGUUAUCAGAUAGGUUCAGCAGUAUGGAUUUAAAUACAAAGAUCUGUGAUGUGAGAACAGCCUACAAUCAGUGGUCUCUUUUGAUUUAAAAAUAGCUGUUCUCAGGCAAUGUAUGAACAAAAAGUUGUAAGAAGUGUAAGCCUACACAGAUGAAGAGACUGAAACUUAACUUGUCAGAGGUGAAAUGAGGAUGUGGUUAAAGGGGCCAUUUACAAUUUGUGUGUAUAAUGUAUCUGUUAUAA